ACGGCGAGAGACAGACAAUGACAGAUUUGCCCUCGCAGCAAACUGGAAACAUCCACUGAGAGAGGACGAGCACAGAGGUGAAAACUGGAAUACUGCUGCUCCAACAAACUGCCGGCUUCACGCACUAAACUGUGCUGUCUGCUUUUUGUUUCAGCAUUUUACAAACACAAUGGCUGCCAUAUCAGAUGAAGAUCUCUCCUGUCCUGUCUGUCAGGACAUCUUCAAAGAUCCUGUAGUCCUGUCAUGUAGUCACAGCUUCUGUAAAGACUGUCUGCAGAAGUGGUGGGAAGGGAAACAAAUACAGGAGUGUCCAGUUUGUAAGAGAAAGACAUCAAGAAGUCAACCACCUGGUAAUCUGGCAUUAAGGAACCUGUGUGAGACCUUCUUACUGACGAGAGAUCGGAAAGCUGCAAAGACUGUCUGCAGUCUGCACUCUGAGAAACUCAAACUCUUCUGUCUGGACCAUCAGCAGCCGGUGUGUGUCGUCUGCAGAGAUUCAAAAACACACAACAACCACAGAUUCAGACCCAUCGAUGAAGCUGCACAGGAGCACAAAGAGGAGCUCCAGAAAUCUCUGAAGCCUUUACAGGAGAAACUGAAGCUGUGUGAACAAGUUAAAGUAAAGUUUGAUCAAACAGCAGAGCACAUUAAGGUCCAGGCCCGACGCACAGAGAGGCAGAUUAAGAAGCAGUUUGAGAAGCUUCACCAGUUUCUAGAAGAGGAAGAGGAGGCCAGGAUGGCUGCACUGAGGAAGGAAGAGGAGAAGAAGAGUCAGAUGAUGAAGGAGAAGACUGAGGCUCUGAGCAGAGAGAUAGCAGCUCUUUCAGACACAGUCAGAGCCACAGAGGACGAGCUGAGAGCUGAAGACGUCUCAUUCCUGCUCAACUGCAAGGCUGCAGUGGACAGAGUCCAGCAGCGCCCCCUGCUGGAUGAUCCACAGCUGCCCUCAAGAGCUCUGAUAGACGAGGCCAAACACCUGGGCAACCUGAGCUUCAACAUCUGGAACAAGAUGGAGGACAUGGUCUCCUACACUCCUGUGAUUCUGGAUCCAAACACUGCUCAUCCAAAACUCAUCCUGUCUGAAGAUCUGACCAGUCUGAGAUGUGGAGAGAAACAGCAGCUCCCUGAUAAUCCAGAGAGGUUUGACUCCUUUCACUCUGUCCUGGGCUCUGAGGGCUUUAACUCAGGGACUCACAGCUGGGACGUUGAGGUUGGAGACAGUACAACCUGGUUUCUGGGCGUGGCAGCACAGUCUGUCUUGAGGAAAAGCAUAACAUGGUGUGGAAUAUGGAGAAUAGGAUUCUGUAAUGGUACAUAUAAAGCCUUCGCCCCAUCAGCCAGACCAGUAAUUUUGCCAGUGAAGAAGUUCCAGAGGAUCAGAGUUAAUCUGGACUGGAACAGAGGAGAGCUGUCAUUCUCUGAUCCUGAUACUAACACACACAUACACACCCUCACACACACUUUCAAGGAGAAGCUGUUUCCAUUCUUCAGCAAUAGCAAUAAAUUCGGGAUUAUGAUUUUACCAGAGGAGGAUGAGGAUGAGGAUGAGUUUUAAGAAGGGACUUAAAAGAGAUCACUGACUCGGCCGACCUGAUUACCUCGGGCAGACUGUUCCAGCAAACAGCAAACACUCUGUCCCCUUUAGUUUUCGGCCGGACCUCUGGAACAGACAGAAGACCUCUGCCCGAGGACCUCAUACGUCCUGGGGUGUAUGUCACUAAGAGGUCAGAGAUAUAACUGGGAGAGAGACCAUGAGAGCCUUAAAAGUAAUCAGAUAAAUUUUAAAAUCUAUUCUGAAAUAAACUGGGAGCCAGUGUAAAGAGGCUGAAACUGGAGUGAUGUCAUCAUGUCUCUGGCAGCUGAUUUCUGUACAGUCUGGAGUCGAUGAAUAGAUUUUCGAUUCAGGCAAGAAAAGAGGCUGUUGCUGUGAUCCAGGUGUGAAGCGAUGAAGGUAGAGGGUAGAUUUAUUUAUGAGAGUAUGUCACAAUUUUUCAGUUUAUAUUUUGUAUUAAUAAUCUAAAUGUGAAAAGUUAUCAAAUAGAAGUAGUGAAGUACAAAGUACAAUAUUUCCCUUCAAGAUGUGGAGUAGAAGCUUAAAGUAGCAUAAAGUGCAAAUACUUAGUAAAGUACAAGCACCUCAAAAAUUUACUUAAGCACAAUACUUGAAUAAAUGUACUUACUUAUUUUUCAUUGCUGCACUUCAGAGGCAAAUACUGUACUUUUUACUCCAUUACAUUUAUCUGAUAACUAGUUACUCAGUAGAUUCAGAUUAAUAACACAAAGGAAAUCAACAAAUCUAAAUUAACAAACUUCUUGGUGGUCAACAAAGUAAUUAUCGUGAGCUCCAUCUUUUCCAGCUGCAACAUUAAAGUGAUGAACACAUUAAUGCAUCAAUAAGUAUAAUCCAAUUUUAUUAUUCUGAAAUUAUACAGUUUAUUUGUACGCUAAUACUCACAUUCUUUUGCUUUCGUACAAUUUUGAAUGUAGGAUUUUUACUUGUGUAUAUCUAACAGAUUAACAGAUUUUUGAUUCAGGCAAGAAGAGCGGCUGUUGCAGUGAUCCAGAUGUGAAGAGGUGAAGGCGUGUAAAAUUGUCUCUGUGUCUUUAAAAGUUAAAGUGGGUCGUAUUUUUGAAAUAUUUCUGAAAUGAUACUGAGAAUACACAGCAGUUUACAGCUGUGGGCCUAUUGUAGAAUAUGUUCAUUCAAGUUAAUUUAAGGGCUUUUUAUGUAGUUAUUAGUUAUGAAAUACUGUUUAACAGUUCAAGAUCAUUAUGUGUCAGUAAUUUUCUUAUCAACAUAAGAAUACAAGUAUUGCAGUUGGAGUAACUUCAGUACUUCAUAAUGUUCUUUAUGGUUGAGGCAGUGUGGGUAAUUUAUAUUCUGUACAGUUACACUUUGUUAUUUAAUCUGUUUUACAGCCCUUUAAUCUGCAACCUGCUGUGUUUGUUUUGAUGAUCUCAUUCUGUAAAACAAUAAACAAUGAUGUCAAGAAGGAAA
Epinephelus fuscoguttatus (brown-marbled grouper) is the source of this 2998-nucleotide messenger RNA. Its product is annotated as nuclear factor 7, brain-like. Gene Ontology annotation, molecular function: protein binding; ubiquitin-protein transferase activity; zinc ion binding. The coding region runs from base 170 to 1555 and encodes 461 amino acids. NCBI's taxonomy places the organism in Eukaryota, Metazoa, Chordata, Actinopteri, Perciformes, Serranidae. The record is from RefSeq and is a predicted model, not a curated record. Gene Ontology annotation, biological process: protein ubiquitination. The transcript is spliced from 2 exons.